ACAGAAAGAAUCUCCGCAGUCUCCUGUGACUCUGCAGACGCUCAGACCGGUUUUGCGGGGAGGGCUGCGAAAUGGCCACUAACCUGGACAAAGACCUGAGUUGCCCGGUUUGUCUAGAAGUUUACCGAGACCCGGUGUUGCUAAGGUGCGGCCACAACUUCUGCAGAACCUGCAUACAAAGACACAUGGACGAGUCGGAGGGGGUGUUUACGUGUCCCUGUUGCCGAGCUGUGUUUGAGGACGAAUCCAUUUACUCCAACCUGCAACUGGCCAAUGUCAUAGCCGGACUGCAGGACCUCCUAACACAGACAAGAACAGGGCCUGACAGUCGGCGAUGUGUCAGGCACGGGAAAGAUCUUGAACUCUUCUGUCAAGAGGACAACCAGCUGGUGUGCUAUAUCUGUUCAGCCUCCCGCGAACACAGAUAUCACGACUGCGUCCCGAUAGAUGAAGGCUAUACGGAAUGCAAGGAUAUACUGAAACGUUCGAUGACAUUGCUCGAAAAUGAGGUUACAGACCAUGUGAAAAUGCGCAUUUCACAAGGGGAUAAGAUUUCACAUCUGUUGGAUACAAUGGAACAUCUGAGAGAAGAUAUAGCAGGACAAUUUAAGGUGAUGCAUAAUUUUCUCGAUGAGAAAGAACGUGCAAUCAUAGAAAAACUUGCAGACGAAGAAGAUCGUGUUCUGCAAAAGCUAGAAGAGAACGUUUUGCUGCUAUCAAGACAUUGUGACACAUUGGAAGCAAUAAUACUAGCCAUCCGUGAGGUUAUAAAUUCAGAAGACAGCUACCAGUUACUGCAGGAAUAUGACAGUCUUAAGAAGAGAUCUGAAUCAAUUUAUGAUCCAGUAUUGAAUGCACCAAUUUUCAAAGUGGAUGAAUUUUAUGGUCCUCUACAGUAUGGAGCCUGGAAACAGAUGAAGAAUAUCAUCACAAUAGUUCCAACUGCACUUCACUUCGAUCCAAGAACAGCAAAUCCUUACCUUCGCAUAUCAAACCUUGGACGAAAACUAAAGUAUUGUGAAAUUCAAUCAAAGCCGCCAGACACCCCUGAGAGGUUUACGAACCACCUCAGUGUUUUUGCUUCAGUGGGUUUAACCUCAGGAAUACAUUACUGGGAGAUAAAUGUCAGUGAAGGUGCUGACUGGCUUCUCGGUGUGGCUGCAGCAUCAGUCAAUAGGAAGGUGUGUGCAGUAACCAAACCGGAGAACGGAUAUUGGACCAUAGGACAUAGAAUUGGGGAAAAUUAUCGGGCCUACGGCAAUGAAAAAGUCACCAUCAACCUUGAUAUUAAUGCCAAAAUGAUUGGCAUUUACCUCGACUACGAGAAAGGACAGUUGUCAUUUUACAAUGCCGGGGACAUGUCGCAUAUUCAUACUUUCAACGACAAGUUUACGGAGAAACUUUACCCGUAUUUUAGCAUCAAUCACAAUGAACAAUAUGUAGCACCAACCUUAGAGCUUUUCCAUUUACAGUUCUGAUCAUGGCCCAGACCUUCUGUUCCCUGGAGGAUCGUACCCCAGAUGUGCCCUGACAGUUGUACGAGGGGAUGAGGGCGGGGUCCCCUUGGUUGUCACCACACAAAAAACUGCAUCAGAAUUGCCCAGGAAGUUUCAGCUCCCACUGGUCAAUUACCCUGCAGCUGGAACACUCCGAAACUUCAAUUUAAAGUCAGAGACUUCAGGUGGUUCCAACUUUCCUAGCACAGUAAUUAUCCAGGAAAGUUAGAAGUAUUUAAACCACUUCUAAUUCCUCAGUAACUGAUGCCCACAGCGCACCC
Carcharodon carcharias (great white shark) is the source of this 1777-nucleotide messenger RNA. RefSeq names its product zinc-binding protein A33-like. Gene Ontology annotation, biological process: protein ubiquitination. Bases 72 to 1478 code for a protein of 468 amino acids. Lineage: Eukaryota; Metazoa; Chordata; Chondrichthyes; Lamniformes; Lamnidae. Gene Ontology annotation, molecular function: protein binding; zinc ion binding; ubiquitin-protein transferase activity. The record is from RefSeq and is a predicted model, not a curated record. The transcript has 6 exons.